This is a messenger RNA of Physcomitrium patens, 1868 nucleotides long. RefSeq lists its product as uncharacterized. NCBI's taxonomy places the organism in Eukaryota, Viridiplantae, Streptophyta, Bryopsida, Funariales, Funariaceae. The record is from RefSeq and is a predicted model, not a curated record.
GAACCGCCACGGGACAUAACCGGUCACAGAGGCUCCCACGAACAAUCUAGUUUUGUCCCACCGGAGCUCGAUGCAGCACACUUCAUGGUCGUGAUCCUUCAGAACAUGAAACCAUCGCAAUGGAAUAUUUUCAGUGCACAUUGGGAGCCAGAAAGGAUCUUUUCAGUACGAGGGCCCAGGGGAUGACCUCACUAUGUUUUCGAUGCGUCCUUAAGUCGUAAAUUUUGGGCAGGGGUACAUCUCUCCGGGGUUCGUCAGGCUUCAAUCGGUAGGCUUCAAGCAACCAUCACAAUCAAUCAAUAUGAUCACUAUCGCUCCCGCAUCACAAUUGGAUCACUUACGUCUGCUUCCUUCUUCUUUGCCUCUCACGGAUCUCAGAUUCCAAGUUGCACCUCUGUUUCCUGCUGCUUCUGUAGUAUGUCGUGGGAGCUUGAUGAAGCACAAUGUGUGGCGUCCUGGCUAUGUGGGGCGCGGGUGCUGGUGAAAUAGGAGCAGGUAUCUGCAGUCGAGACGGAGACAUGCUCGGUGGUGGGGAAUUGGUGCAAAGGAGGACCAAGGGUAGAAUUAGAGUUUAUAAGGUUUUAGGUGUCGGUUAUGUGAUGGAUUGGGCGCGUGUGCCUCUGUUGGAUCAAUACCUGUUGCGGGAGAUGGUGCAUGUGCUCGUCCUCGCUAUCGGCUUCUGCACUACCCUUAAGUCCCUGGGCGCAUUGGCGGGUCUUGUUCGUGAAGUUGUUGUCUCUGGUUAGAGCUAACAUUAAGCCUCUAUUUUUGAGUGGCUUGAUUCCCAACAUAGGACCAAGAUUUCAAUUCGCCUCCCUACAAAUUUAUGGAUUUUACAAGCUCUACGACUUAGAUUGCAUGCUUCCUUUUUGCGGUUGGUGUGCCAAUGUGGCGGUUGCUGCUGACUCCGACUUGCAUCUGCAUCGUUGGGGCGAUCAUGAAGCUUGCCUGCCACAACUGCUUGGACCCUUAUGAUCUCGAAAAAUGGCAGAGACGGCGUUAACGACACACAUGCAGGAACUACGACAAACUGAAGGCGUCACUUGCCAAGAGUACAGAACCAUGGAGAUCGGAGUAGACGGUACUUGAAAGCCUUCUUUCAGGAGCUAUGGGUUGCAACGCAUAUGGUAUGCCAGCAAGAUGGAGGGAACUUGCUUGAAGGGGCUUCUACUUCUGAAAGUUUCGCCGUCUGGAUAUAUGUCCAUCAGGUGGUUGUGGCAUAUGCGGGAGAAUGGCAGACAGGUGAGAGCACCUGGAAACGCACCAGAAGAGAUGUGUCUUGGCAGGUGGAAGGUCUACGAGUUCCAAGCGCUCCCUUGACUAGCGGUCGAGGACUCUGGAAACGCACCUUACAAGAGCUUGCAAGUAGUGAAAUCAAGUCUGAGAUAUACAGACUGACGAAGAAGCUGGAAAUGCUGUCUCAAAAAAGGCAGAGCCCUGAAGAUACUAAAAACGUUGUCAAGGAGAUGGGAGACCAAGUAAUCGAUGCAAAUAUGAUAAACAAGCUAGUAAACAAGCUAACUCUGCAGCGUUUUCGUGUGUUGUCUAUGGCCUGAUUGGCGCGAUCGCAACGCUGGCGCCCAGUGGAAGGGGCUCGAGGUCGGUCAGCCGCGCCACUCCAUUUGCAUGGGCAAUGGUGGCCAGUUUGAUCUACAACACUAUCUCCGCUGCAGUAGUUGCUUUGGGCCACGCAAAAGCUAUGAGUCCAUGGUUAAGCGCCUGGCUACCAUCUUCACUAGCAUGUAGUCUUCUCCUUGCUAUCCUUACUAUCCUCUUAUAUUCAGAGCAUAAGCAACAUCUCAAUCUCUCGAUGCAAUCAAGGAACCUAAGAAUGAAUACAAUCUCUUGACAAACACAUUGCGAGUUCA